AUGGAAGACGAGAAGAAGACGGUCAUGGUUGCAGCCUUGUCCGCAUACGCCGAUCUGCUCGUUCAGCAGUCAGCACGUCUCAGCAAGGACGAGGGCAAAGGUAAGGGGAAGGCCGCCGACGACGAUGUAGACCUAUUGGCCGAGCUGGAGCGCGACAUGGUGCUAUGCCGGGAGCUCACUAGCAGCAUCGCCGAUGCAACACCUGGCGACGACAUUGUCCAUCGCAUGGGGACAGCGACCGGCCUUCGGAGUUCUCGACAGCGCUCGCUCUACCCAGGCCACAGCAGUGGGUACCUUCACGACGACGAAUCCGACAUCAACCCCUUCACCAAUCUACCCAUUGUUGUUGAGACGGGAUACGAACCAGGCCCAUCAACCAGACCACCGGCGCCGCUCCCGAGGACUGCGCCUUCUGUUGCAUCUGCACGCACCAGGUCCAGGACCGCCCCACAACCGUGGAAAGACGUGUCUACCACGCCAGUGGCGUCUUCGACUCUCAACAUUGACUUCCCGUUACAGCCGAAGGCGCUUCCGGAAGCCGACAGACGAAGGGUUGUUCCGUGGAUCCCUAAGCUGGCCGAACCAGCUCCCUUGCGGCCAUUUAUCGCAGCCAUACAGCCGGAAAACAUAUUCGCCUCUUUGACUCUGGCCCCAAGCUCGGCAACAGCGUGGAACAAAGACCCAGACGACCAACUCUCCAGCAGGAAGACCAGAUACGGACAGCGCAUCGCAUCUAUGGUGUCUGGAAUCAAAGGCGCCACAGGACUCGGGAGCUUGAUGACAACGGGUCGCUGGGGAGGAAACCGGCCAGCUGCCCAAACAGCUCCUGCCGAGCCUGUAGUUCCUGUACUGCUUCCUUCCACGUCCUCGGCAUCAGUACUAGACAAUGCUUGCGUCAGGGUCAAGUCUGAGAGCGACGCCUCGACGCCUGUAUCCAGCAACGGCAGCAGCACGUGGUCAGUGGUCGACACCACUAGUACCACCAGUACCCCUCGGCUUCGGCGGUGGUCGGCCGCGACCUCGUCGACAAAGACGACCAGCACAACGCCGGCCCGGCAGUCUGGUCUCCUGACUUGGCUCAGCAGCGGCAGAGGAACGUCUCAUGACGUUGACGGUCUCCAACAUGAACUUAAAGACGCUCCGCUAUACCAGUCGCCGCUAUGCCUCACGCUGGAAACAAAAGACGAUGUCUUCGCGCCCCCUCCUCGCGCUUCGAUGCCCAUCCUGGCGUUGAGUCCUCAGAGGUCUCGGCAAGAUGCGGCACAUGUGCCCGCUUCGCCCCCAAUUCCAGCCAGCUCCAGCUCUCCUAGCCCAGUGGCCAGCUUCGCAGCACGCAGCAAUCCCUUUUCUUCUCUCCUGGAGAGCACCGAGCCAGCGGCAGCGGCAACCUAUAAGCACUCUAUCAUCUUCGCGGGCGAAGAGCUGACCUCGAACAAACCGCUACUCGCACCGUCGAUUCCCUCUCUGUCACCCUCUCUCUCAUCCGUCUCACCUGCAGAAGAGCGAACAGAAGAGGCAACAACUGCAAAAGAGACGGCAGCUGUAGACUCAUCGCCACCACCACCGCCAAAGACAACCAAAUCAGAGACAGCUGCAGCAGAGACACCAGCAGCCGAGACCCUAACCGCAGAUACACCACCGCCAUAUGACACCCCGCCCUUAUAUUCACAGAGUAUGCCCCACGACACGCAAGCAAGCGAUACGGUCGAGGCAGACAUGGCGCUGGCGCUGGCGCUGGCGCGUGCCGAGUUCCGUGACGUGCAGAUGCAGCGUGACCGGCUGUUGGCCUACAGCAUCGCGCAUGGUACGGCCGAUGACAACGACUUUGAGCUCGCGUACCGCCUGACACAGCAGAUGGACGACGCGAUCGUGUCGUUCAAUGCGGCCGUGUCUUCGGGACCGGGCCAUCGCGACAGUGACGAUAUGACGGCGGCUGGUGGUGUCGGUGCUAGUAAGAGCACCAAAGCCAGCGGUGUCGGCAGCGAGAGCUGGAUGUUCUGGGACGAUGUCGAGGAGGCGUCGUCAGCGGGCGUGAGCCGAGCCCUGCAGGACCACGAGCAGCAGCAACUGUCGAUAGAUCUGUGCCACGCGCUCCGAGCCGCGGAGGCGGAGGAGGGCGAGGAAGCGAGCCUGACGGCGGCGCGGCGGUUGCAAGAGGAGGGCGAGGAAGCGAGCCUGGCAGCAGCGCGGCGGUUGCAGGAGCAGUUCGACCUUGAGGACCGGAAUGAUGAAGGGUUGUUUUCGGAGUGGAAGGCGGCGAACAUGGAGGGAUGCGUGGUGUGCGGCGACGAGCUGCUGCCCGAGGAUCUGGUGCGGCCGCCGUCGUGCGGCCAUGGCUUCUGCGACGCGUGCUUAGCGGCAGGGUUCCGGGCGGCGCUGGCGUCCAAGACGCCUUUCCAGUGCUGUGGCGCCGAGCAGCGACUGGCCGUGGGCGACUGCCUCUCGCUGCCGGUGGGCGAGAAGACGCAGUACGAAGACAUGGUGCUCGAGCUGACGACGCCGAACCCGACGUACUGCAGCGCGGCAAAGUGUGCUGCCUUUGUGUCGCCGCGCUUCGUCAUCGGCGACAUUGCCACUUGCCAGCGGUGCGCCGCCAGGACCUGCCGCCACUGCAAUCGCCCUGAUCACCCGGGCGCCUUCUGCAAGGAGGACACCGAGACCGAGGCCGUCAAGAAGCUGGGGCUCGACAAGGGCUGGAAGACGUGCCCCGGCUGCGGCCACCUGAUCGAGCGCACCAUCGGCUGCCUCCACAUGGUGUGUGCCAAGUGCCAGACGGCCUUUUGCUACCGCUGCUCCAAGAGGUGGAGGGACUGCGAGUCGACCUGUCCAGACGCACUAUCAGCGACGCACCCAAAGAAUUAUGUUGGCCCGUGA
Molecule: messenger RNA, 2874 nt
Organism: Lasiosphaeria miniovina
Lineage: Eukaryota; Fungi; Ascomycota; Sordariomycetes; Sordariales; Lasiosphaeriaceae
Exons: 2
Coding region: 1-2874 (957 amino acids)
Biological process (GO): positive regulation of proteasomal ubiquitin-dependent protein catabolic process; protein polyubiquitination; ubiquitin-dependent protein catabolic process
Cellular component (GO): ubiquitin ligase complex; cytoplasm
Molecular function (GO): ubiquitin protein ligase activity; zinc ion binding; ubiquitin conjugating enzyme binding
Source: RefSeq, a predicted model, not a curated record